Molecule: messenger RNA, 1292 nt
Organism: Saccostrea echinata
Lineage: Eukaryota; Metazoa; Mollusca; Bivalvia; Ostreida; Ostreidae
Exons: 4
Coding region: 85-894 (269 amino acids)
Biological process (GO): protein polyubiquitination; proteasome-mediated ubiquitin-dependent protein catabolic process; positive regulation of protein catabolic process
Molecular function (GO): ubiquitin-protein transferase activity
Source: RefSeq, a predicted model, not a curated record
ACUUCAGAACCCAUUGAGAUUUUGAAGUAUUAUCAAAAAAUCUUCAUCCAAGGCAGAGAGCUCGAUGUCACGGAUGAAUCCGUAAUGAUUGAGGGAAAUACUACGAGCAUAUUCAUAAGCCGGCUGGCAAUAUUGGAAGAUGCUUUCGUAGAACUAAGUGCAGCCGAGAAUAUACGCUUCCCACUGGAAGUUACAUUUCAUGGCGAGCAGGCAGAAGAUUUUGGAGGGCCCAGGCGGGAGUUCUUCACCAUUGUUGUCCGGGAAAUAAAAGAGAGAAUGUUGGAUGAAGAGAUAAAUUUCGUUCCAUGUGAUGAAAGGCUGGCACGCCAGCAUUUCUUUUACGCUGGACUCCUCUUGGGUUUAAGUGCCAUUCAGGGUGGCCCGCUCGCGCCAUAUCUUCAUUCCCUCCUCAACGCAAGUGAAACGACUGAAAAAAAACAAUUCAUCAAGGGUUUAAGAAGGACUGGGCUAUUUCAAUUAAUGCAGGGAACAGGCACAGUUAGAUUUCUCUUCCAUCCGACAGCAACAACAACACUGACCGUCAACAAAUUGUUACACCUGUUGACAGUAAAUUUCUCAUGUGAGGGAUCGUCUCGCCGAGCUAAAGAGGAGAAAACGUACAACGAAUUUGUUAAAUACCUCAGGGAUGUUUACGCUGGAAGAAGAGGAGACAACAUUUCACUAGGAAAUGUCCUGAAUUUUAUCACCUGUGUUGAAAAUAUUCCUCCACUGGGAUUUGCCAUUACACCAUCCCUAACCUUCGUUGAUGAUGCUGGGCCAUUUCCAACGGCCCAGACUUGUAUCAACCGCAUUAUACUGCCCUCUGGCACCGCCGCGCUUAAUCCGGAUUUUCUGGAUCUGGCCUUCUUGAAUGCUCACUUCGGACAUACGUAGAACAGAUUUGGAAUACUUAACAAGAGACUUGCAUAGUAACACCGUUUUACUGUCAUUGCAUUCUGAGUAUUUCCCACAUGGGGAGCAAGCCUCUGUGGAUGUUUUUAAAACAUUUUUCUUAAUUCCUGUGAGUAGACCUGUUUUGUAGUAUACGAUUUCAUUGGCGCAUCAUGUGUAUUUGAACUGUGAAAUUGAUUGUUGCUCACAUUCUACGUUUUGUACAGAAACUGAUUUCUUUACUUGUAUUACUCAUAACACCUAAUUACAGAUGACUUGCAUGCUUAUUGUGCUUUCGACAGCCAGUCAGUUUAUACAGAGUUGUACAUGUAAAUACAACUGUUUAUAUGAUCUUCGAAGUCAAAGGUAAUUAAACUUAAUUAAAGUAAGGUUAAACACGA